Manihot esculenta (cassava) is the source of this 2365-nucleotide messenger RNA. Its product is annotated as proline-rich receptor-like protein kinase PERK15. Gene Ontology annotation, biological process: protein phosphorylation. The record is from RefSeq and is a predicted model, not a curated record. Bases 129 to 2048 code for a protein of 639 amino acids. NCBI's taxonomy places the organism in Eukaryota, Viridiplantae, Streptophyta, Magnoliopsida, Malpighiales, Euphorbiaceae. The transcript is spliced from 15 exons. Gene Ontology annotation, molecular function: protein kinase activity; ATP binding.
CUAUAUCUAACUCUCUAUCUCUGACCAUUCACAUUCACACCCUAUAGAAACUCUAUUAUAUAUAUACUCGCAACAAACUUAUGGUCGUGGUUGCAUAAGUCUGCAACUUCAUCGCCUCUCGCUUGGGGAUGAAUGGGGCAGAUCGCCGGAUGGAAACUAGAGAUCAGAAUGAAUCUGGCUCAUCUCCUGAGAAGACUAUUGGGCCAAAGUCAUAUUCAUACGGUGAACUAGCAAGUGUAACUGGUCAUUUCUCGCUCAAUAAUCUAAUUGGUCGAGGUGGUUUUGGUCAUGUUUUCAAGGCAUUAUUAGAUGGUGAGAUUCGUGCUAUCAAGAGACUUGAUUUUCCAGAUGUACAGUCUGAAGGAGGUUUGGAGAGGGAGAUUAUGGUUGUCAAAAGCGUCAGUCACAAAAACCUUGUUGAACUAGUUGGUUACUGCAUUGAUGGAGCCAAUAGAUUGCUUAUUUUAAAGUAUUUUCCAAAUGGGUCCUUGAGAUCUAAAUUACACGGAAGUGGGGAUGUUUUGGACUGGAAAACAAGAAUGAAGAUCGCCACAGGUUCUGCAAAAGGAUUGGAAUAUUUACAUGAACACUGUAAACCUAAAAUUAUUCAUUUAGAUAUCAAGCCGGAUAAUAUUCUUCUUGACGAAGAUUUUGAACCCAAAAUAACAGAUUUUGGACUUGCUCAAUUUUUUACCGACGGUGCUACUCACAUAUCCAAAUCAUCAGUUAUGGGAACCCAUGUUUACGAAGAUCCAUUUACAACAAAAUUGGGAAAGUAUUCUGAUAAAUCUGAUAUUUAUUCUUUUGGAGUUACACUUUUAGAAUUGAUUACUGGAAGAAAACCUAUAGACAAUGGCACUGAUAUUGUUACUUGGGCAAAUCCUCUAAUUAAAAAGGCUUUGAAGAGAAGGUAUACAAAUUUUAUAGAUUCCAAUUUACAAUCCUUUGACUAUGAACAAAUGUAUCAAAUGGUUUCUUGUGUUGAUUCUUGUCUAAAUCAACCUCCAAGCUCUCGUCCAACAAUGGAAAAGAUACGUCUAGUUCUUGAAGGAAAAUCACUCUCGAAAGAAUUAUACGAUCAUAAAUUGCGAAGGAGUAUUAUACAUACAGAUCCGAAAGGAUCUAGGUCAUCGCCUGAGUUGAAUAGAAGUAUAAUUACUGGGCCGAGGCAAUAUUCAUUUGAACAACUAGUAAAGGCGACCAAUUAUUUUUCUAAUAACGAUCUCAUUGGCGAGGGUGGCUUUGGACAAGUUUAUAGGGGAUUACUAGAUGGUGAAACCCUUGCUAUUAAGAAACUCAAAAAUCAUCGAGAUUUACAGUCGCAAGAAUACCUGAAGAAUGAGAUUAUUGUUGUUAGCAGCAUCCGCCACAAAAAUCUUGUUGAACUGCUUGGUUACUGUAUUGAAGGGGCCAAUAAAUUCCUUGUUUUUAAGUAUUUUCCCAAUAAGUCCUUGAGCUCUCAAUUACACGAAAGCGAUCAGGAUUUGAACUGGGAGACAAGAAUAAAUAUCGCUAAAGGCUCUGCAAAAGGCCUAGAAUAUUUGCAUGAACACUGUGAACCUCCUAUCAUACAUUUAAAUAUCAAGUCAGACAAUAUUCUUCUUGAUGAAGAUUUUAAACCAAAGGUGGCUGAUUUUGGACUUGCACGCUUUUUUUCGGAGACUAUUAUUCACAUAUUCAAAUCAGCGACUAUGGAAACCAAAGCCUAUAUAGAUCCAUAUGCAAUAAAAACUGGAGAGUACACUGUAAAAUCAGAUGUUUACUCAUUUGGUAUUAUGCUUCUAGAAUUAAUUACCGGAAGAAGACUCAUAGAAGAAGACGGCUCUGAUGUUGUUGAAUGGGCAAAAUCUGAAAUUAAGAAGGCUUUGCGGGAUAAAAAAUUUGAAAGAUUUGUAGAUUCUAGAUUGCAAAUGUUUGACGAUGAAGAAGCGUAUCGAAUGUUGUUCUGCAUUGAUAUUUGUAUAAAUAACAUUCCAAAAUUUCGCCCAUCAAUGAAGAAGAUACUUCUAACUCUCGACGGAAUUUUGCCUCAACAAAUUAUGCAAUGAGAAGGGUGAUAACAAAUUGACACUGUACCCCACUUUAUAUAUAAUUUCAUCUCCGAUUAAUAGAAGUACAAGUAUUGGGCUGAGGCAAUAUUCAUAUUAACAACUAGCAAAGGCCACCAAUCAUUUCUCCGGUAACAAUCUUCUUGGCGAGGGUGGCUUCGAACAAGUUUACAUGGGAUCAGUAGAUGGUCAAUUCUUGUAACACCCCUAUCCAAUUAUUUAAUUAACCAAGUUAGAGACAUUAUAUUUUGUAACUGUUCUCUUUUUUUUUUAUUUUUUUUAUAUCAUAUAAUUCAUUACCUUUUUUUUAUCGAAAA